Molecule: messenger RNA, 7771 nt
Organism: Coregonus sp. 'balchen'
Lineage: Eukaryota; Metazoa; Chordata; Actinopteri; Salmoniformes; Salmonidae
Source: the annotation of a GenBank genome assembly
CGGGGCUCUACAUGAUAUCCUCCUGCACUCGCAACGGCACUACUGGAACUUCACAUCUUUAUUUCACUUCGGCUUACUUGACGAAUUGAAGAGGUCGGGCUGCGCAUGAGAACAAGCGAUUUACUAGGCUAUUAGAUUAAAUAUAACCGAAAAUCGAAACAAGCAAGCCAUCAAAUCAACGAAGAACCGUCCGUAACCCGUUAGUUGUUUAGGAAGGGAAAGUUCCAUCUUCAUCUCCAGACUAACGCAUUCCACGGUAGGUAGACUAAAGUGCGUAGGCUUUAAGUGCGUACUAUCAAAGUUCCGCAAUAGGAUCUACGAUGCUAAUAUCUGUGCAUACAUAGGCUACUCUCCAGAAUUGUGUUUUGUAGGUAUAGAUGUCACCGAUUAGGCUGAAACUCCAUGUCAUGAAUUCACAAUCUAAAGGUAAUGAUUUCACAUUUUCAGCCAUCAAUUUUCUGUUUGUUUCCUGUAGCCUACUUGUCACUGGAUCAAUUGCUUUCAUUUUACGCUGGCGACUCUAUCCCAGUCUUGCCUGUGCCAUUAGUUUUUCCCCGUUAAACACUCCAGUAAUGGCUGACAUAGGCUCAAUGGAAUACAAUGUUUGUUUUGCAUCUCAGACGAUUUUGGGGGUAGCCCAUACCGGCAUUCGAACGCGGGCCCAGCGACUGUGAAGCCAACACCUGUAAAGAUCCGAACCUUUUGACAAGGUGGCUAGGCAUUUACAUUUUACUCAUUUAGCAGACGCUCUUAUCCAGAGCGACUUACAGUUAGUGAGUGCAUACAUUUAUUUAUUUAUUUAUUUUCAUACCCCCCGUGGGAAUCGAACCCACAACACUGGCGUUGCAAACGCCAUGCUCUACCAACUGAGCUACAUCCCUGCCGGCCAUUCCCUCCCCUACCCUAGACGAUGCUGGGCCAAUUGUGCGCCGCCCCAUGGGUCUCCCGGUCGCGGCCGGCUACGACAGAGCCUGGAUUCGAACCAGGAUCUCUAGUGGCACAGCUAGCACUGUGCCCCUCGGGAGGCCCGAGGCAUUCGUUAAGGUCGCUACAUUACUUUCUUCUGGAGCGCUGUCCCCACGCUUCUCUAUACCAGUGGUACCCAACCUUUUUCGGUUAUCGGUUACCAAUUUAAUUUUGCUCCGCCCGGAGUACCCCUGAAGUACCCCCUCGUGCAUUUUACCAGUAGGCCUAUGGUCUCAUGAGUCUUCUCAAGUACCCCCUCUAGAAAGGCCAAGUACCCCCAGGGGUCCUAGUGUAACAGUGUUGCUUCCGUCCCUCUCCUCGCCUCUACCUGGGCUUGAACCAGGGACCCUCUGCACACAUCGACAACAGUCACCCUCGAAGCACCGUUACCCGUCGCUCCACAAAAGCCGCGGCUGUAGCAGAGCAAGGGAAACAACUACUUCAAGGUGAGUGGCGCAGUGGUCUAAGGCACUGCAUCGCAGUGCUAACUGUGCCACUAGAGAUCCUGGUUCGAAUCCAGGCUCUGUCGCAGCCGGCCGCGACCGGGAGACUCAUGGGUGGCGCACAAUUGGCCCAGCGUCGUCCAGGGUAGGGGAGGGAAUGGCCGGCAGGGAUGUAGCUCAGUUGAUAGAGCAUGGCGUUUGCAACGCCAGGGUUGUGGGUUCAAUUCCCACGGGGGGCCAGUAUUAAAAAAAAUAAUGUAUUCACUAACUGUAAGUCGCUCUGGAUAAGAGCGUCUGCUAAAUGACUAAAAUGUAAAAAUGUCUCAGAGCGAGUGACGUCACCGAUUGAAACGCUGCUAGUGCGCACCGCUAACUAGCUGGUUGGGAACAACACCUCUUUACCAAGUCCCUCCCCAUUGGGCAAAAACUGGUUGAAUCAACAUUGUUUUCACGUCAUUUCAACAAAAAUAAAUAAAUGUAAAAGUUGAAUCAACGUGGAAAACUGAUUGGAUUGCAUUUGUAAAAAGUCAUCAAUGUAAGGGAAUUUCAUAUUUUUUUCACGUACUUUUUCACCUAAAUCCAAAGUCAUGGUGAAAUGUUUUGUUGAUUUCAAGUUAGUUGACAACUCAACUAGAUGUUAAUCAAAAAUAGACAUUGAACUGCUGUAUGUGCCAAGUGGGUCACGUGUACAUGCCUCUGCGAGGGCGCCAUCCCACAUCUGACACCAACUUUACCCCGGGUACAGUGACUGUCUAACAAACGCUUUAACCGUUAGGACAAGAGAUCUGAACCUAUUGAUGAGGUCGUGUUGGGUUAAGGUCAUUACACAUCUAUUCAACCAGCUCUUGGUCGGGGAUUUAACGCGCCAUCUCGACACUUAGGCUAAAUCACACACACAAAAAACAGAAGAAUUAUAACUUUAUUUUGUAUUGCUGUGUAUCGAUUUUUUUGUGCAAUUGAAAAAAGUAAUACUUUAAUACAUUUAAAAUGUUUACAAAUUAGGCUACAUGCGUUGAAAUGAAAGCACCUUCCGAGAAGGAACACUCGGAAUUUAGUGAUGAUCUGAUCUGGCAAACAAUAGGCGUAUGUAAAGUAUGCCUAUGUAUGCUCUAGAUAGGUGUAAUCUAGAGCCAGGGGGGAAAAAGGGAUUAUAAAGAGAAAAAAAGUUAAUUUGACAAUUUUGACAGUGUUCCGAAAAUAACUUGAAUAUCUGAAUUCCAACCAAAAUGUCUGAUCUCCACUCAUUAUUUGUUCGUGCCAGUAGGCUACAAUGUUUUAUGAUAUCUUACUCCAUUGUCUUAACUGUUACAUAUGUCAGAAUUGUAUUUUUAACCUUUCAACAAUUUAGACAGCGGUUGCUAAUAUACAGUAAGUAGGGCCAUAAGACCCAAUUCAAUUCGGAAGACUAUUAGGCCUACAUCCACAGUGCGAUUUCAACAGAUUUUGCUGUUUAUUCUAAAAAUUAAUUAAUUAUUGACAUUCCAACCAUGUUCACCAUUAUCCAUUCCAAUUGUGGCAUGAUUCCACUAUUUAUAUCAGUUUGCAUCAGUUUCAAUGCAGGACUUUUAUUUUGAAGGCGAACCGCUAAUUCCACAAUUGUUGCUAAACGCUACUGUUGCUCACUUUACGGUGGUGGCUUGUGACGCGUCACUUUAUCUCUAGUCCGCCAUGAUAAAUGGUGCGUUCAUAUCCUGUCGGAGUUAUGGGAAGUGCAGAGUUCCGACAGAUGUUUCACUUGCACGACCCUCCAAGUCGUAAUUAUAAGUGGGAAACUCUGAGAAAAUGUUGUUAUUCAAGUUGUGACGUUUCACCACUGACCUUUCAUAUUUUCAACCAAAAGAAGACAACAAAUCCGCUUUUGACAAUUAGCCUCUAAACGUAUCAAUGUGGAUAAUGUAGAUAGUUUGACCAUAUUGUCAAUGUUAAGCAAGCUAGCUAACUUUUUUAUUUGCAACAUUGGCUCGCUUAUCAAGCUAGCUAAAAUCUUGUUGGUUGAAGAAUUGGUCUGAAUCCUAAAGCACUUGAAAACAGUCCUGUUGGAUUUACAAAUUCCCAGUUUCCCACAUCCCAGGAGCACAUGAAUGACCAAUACAAUUUCAUGGGUGAAGGAAAAUUCCCUAAAAUGUGUUGCUUUUCCGAUAGACCUAUAAUCAAUUCAGUCUAUAGUUAUUUUUCAUAUUUUAAUAUAUUUGUUAUAUUUAGGGAAAUUACAUUAUUCAAAUAAAUCAAUGAAGCCAAAGAACCCCUAGGCUAACCCUAGUGUUCAUUUCUCCCCUAACUGUGCUGUUGCACACUCUCUCUCUCUGUCUCUAUAUUUUUCUCUCUCUCUGUCACUCUCUCUCUCUCUAGACUGCAGUCAUGACUGAGAACAUUCGUAUCAACAAUCCCAAUGUGAAGUACACAGACACACACAUCGAGGCUCAGUACAGUUACCAUACUACAGCUGUACGCAGGGAUGAAGACACACUCAUAGUAAGUCUCACACACACUUACACAAACACACACUCCACCAACAUCACAUAUCUCUUUUCUAACUGUGUAAAUCUCUCCACUCCACCCUUCCAGGUGACCCCGUCCGUUAGUGAGCUGGCGUUCCGUACUGAGCGACGUGUCCCCAGGCUGGGGGUGAUGCUAGUUGGCUGGGGAGGAAACAAUGGGACCACCGUCACCGCUGCUGUCCUGGCCAACAGACUGGGACUCACCUGGAGAACCAAAACUGGAGAACAGGUAAUGUGAUGUGUGUGUGUGUGUGUCUCAUUGAUCCUGCUUUGUGACAGUUUUAUGGCCUAUUUUCCAAAGAUAUGUCUCUCCCCUGAUACAGAGCUAGCUAGCAGAGCCUCAUUAUACCCCUGAUACAGUGAUGGGUUCACACACACACACACACACACACACACACACACACACACACACACACACACACACACACACACACACACACACACACACACACACACUGAUAUGAUGGGUUUAGUGGAGUGUUAAGGGCUUAACAUUGACUGAGGUAAAGGCAGUCCUUUACCUUAUAUGUGCAUCAUUACUUCCCCGAGUGUAUCACUUUUUAUAAGUAAAAAAAAAAUCCCUCAAAUCAUUCUCCAUUAAAUGCAGUGAUAUUCAAAGUUGGAGCCAUGACCCGAGUGGGGUCCCGGGGGAAUUGCAGUGGGCUCGCCAAAACAAAACAUUUAAUAGUACAGAUUAUUGUAUAGGAUAAUAUACAAACGUUUUUGAGAAAGAUCAUUUGAAAAAUAACAUUUUAUUGAGUAAAUGUAUUUAUUGGUUCUCUUAAUUUUGAUAAGAGAGAUGAAAAUGUAGUGAAUUGAAGGUUAUUUGUUGAUGUAAAAAAUCAAAAUGUACCGAUUUUAAGGUUGUCGUUACAUUUUGGAUGGGGUGGGGUUGGCAGAAAAUCUGGUGGGAAAAAGGGGUCCCCGCUGAAAACGUUUGAAUACCACUGAUUUAAUGUGUUGUUAUUUUUCAAGACUUGUUAUUUAUUUUUGUUCUGUCUCUGUUUUUUUACCCUCUCCCCUUUUUCAAACCCCUCUCCCCCCUCCCAGAAAGCCAACUACUAUGGUUCCCUCUUCCAGUCCUCAACGGUGUGUUUGGGGGCGGGGCCAGAUGGAAAGGAAGUUAACGUUCCGUUCCGUGACCUCCUACCCAUGGUGCACCCUGAUGAUAUCGUCUUUGAUGGUAAAGGAGUGUAUGUGUGUCUGUGGGUUUGUGUGUGUCUGUGUGUAAUCAGAGAGGGAAUGCUGACCCUAGGUCAGUUCUUCAGGGGCCACUCUGUGGAAAAGGAAAAGAUAAAAGGCUCCAUGUGGAAUGUCUUGUCUGCCAGGCUGGGUAUUUAACCUCCUGUUUAACUCUGUCAGUCUAUCUAGCACCAUUACUCAGCACUGCCCUGGAGACAGAGGUGCAGUACACACCUCUGGUCCUCUAGUCUAACUGGUCCUCUGUGUGCACUUGGGCUUGUCUGGAGGGUUUUGUUUUAAGAGACAUUAGGUGUGUAAACUUUAGCUAACAAAUUCAAACAGAGAGUGUGUGUGUGUGUGUGUGUGUCAGGCUGGGACAUCUCGUCCAUGGAUCUGGGCAGUGCGAUGGAGAGAGCCGAGGUCCUUGAUUGGUCCCUCCAGGAGAAGCUCCGCCCACACAUGAGCCACCUCCGACCCCGGGCCUCCAUCUAUUUCCCGGAAUUCAUAGCUGCCAACCAGGCGGGCCGAGCGGACAACGUUCUGACAGGGACCAUGGCCGAACAGGUACGCCCAAUCCAAAGUAGUGUGUGUGCCCCAUGCUCCUUGUCCCCCUAACCCCCUAUCUCUUACCCCAUACACCCUAGACCCUAUGUGUCUGAGUAGUGAUUCUUCUAUCUCCCUCCAGGUGGAGCAGAUCAGAGCAGACAUUCAGGACUUCAAGCAUUCAAGUGGCGUGGACAAGGUCAUCGUUUUGUGGACGGCCAACACCGAACGUUUCUGUGACCUCACAGCCGGGGUCAACGACACGGCCAAGAAUCUCCUGGCUGCCAUACAGGUAGAGAUCUGACAGAUCUAUUAUAUCUAUAUACAUCUAUACUAUUCUGUCUCUCUCUUUUUCUCUAACUCGGCUUCUCUCUCUUACACUCUCUCUCUCUCUCAGUCAGGUGGGGAGGUGUCUCCCUCUACUUUGUUUGCCGUAGCCAGUAUCCUGGAGGGCUGUGCCUACAUCAACGGUUCUCCCCAGAACACGUUUGUCCCUGGGGCCAUAGAGCUGGCUGUGGAGAGAAACGUGUUCAUAGCAGGAGACGACUUCAAGUCUGGUCAGACAAAGAUCAAGUCAGUCCUGGUCGACUUCCUGAUCAGUGCUGGGAUCAAGGUGAGAGGUCGACCCAGUCCAGUCCAUUUGAUGUUUCAUUCACUUUAAUAGGACUUCUGUUAUAUGAACAGUCCCAGCUCCACUUGUAUAAUGUCAAUGUACAUAAUUAUACAAUUACUAAGUUAUUAUGAAAUUACUAUACAACAUGUUAAAACACUGUUAUUACUAGAGUAAUUACAACGUUACUACCCAGGUAUAAGGGCAAUUUCGUGUGUAAAUACUAGGUUAAUACAAGACUGUACAAUAACGUGUUGCUGUCUGUUGCCAUGACAGCCCACCUCCAUUGUCAGCUACAAUCACCUUGGCAACAAUGAUGGUAUGAACCUCUCAGCACCACAGCAGUUCCGCUCCAAGGAGAUCUCCAAGAGCAAUGUGGUUGAUGACAUGGUCAACUCCAACCCUAUACUGUACCGCAAAGGGGAGAAACCUGACCACUGUGUAAGUAUGUGCGUGGGUUCCGCGUGUGUGUGUGUGUGUGGUAACACAGAGAAACCUGAUCUGGGUUAAGAGUUGAAAAUGUGUAUGUGUGUUUUUUCAUACCUGGUAGCUAUCAAUUGCAUUGCAUUUAUUUUACUAAGUGGCAGAAAGUAUCCAUAGUUUUUCUUGAGAAAUACUUGACUCAGUUCUCUUGCUGUGUAGGUGGUGAUUAAGUAUGUGCCGUAUGUGGGGGACAGUAAGAGGGCGAUGGAUGAAUACACCUCUGAGAUCAUGAUGGGAGGAACCAACACUAUCGCAAUGCACAACACCUGUGAGGUGAGUCACACACACACACACACACACGCACACUUACACCUCAACCUGCUUUUUCUAACAGAGGUGUCUCUCUCCAGGACUCUCUGCUAGCCAGCCCUAUCAUCCUGGACCUGGUCCUCCUCACAGAGUUGUGUCAGCGUGUGUGUGUCCGGCCCCAGGGAUCAGAGACCUUCCAGUCCUUCCACAGUGUCCUGGCUAUCCUCUCCUUCCUGUGUAAAGCUCCCCUCGUCCCCCCUGGGGCCCCGCUUGUCAACGCCUUCUUCAGACAGAGAGCCUGCAUCGAGAACAUCAUGAGGUCAGAACACAUACCACCCUGUCUUGUUAGGGAUUUGUCUUAGUGGUCACCUAUCAUAAUGGUUGUUACUGAGCUUCCUGUCUCUCUUGUCCAAUAAUAACGUUGUGCCUGUCUCUGUGGUGAUAUGCAUUCAGUUUUGCAACUGACUAGGUAUCCCUUUUCCCUUUCAGAGCGUGCCUUGGUCUCCCCCCUCAGAACCACAUGCACCUGGAGCACAAGCUGCAGAGGGGCUUCCUGCCUCGCCACGACAACCGUAUUUACGAAGAUGUGGCUACCAAGACCAAGAUGGUCCUAAGCAACGGUUACCACGCCUCCCAACAGAAUGGUGUCUGCGCACAUGUGGUGAAAGAGGCAACGAUUGGAUAAUGGCUGCAGAUUAGGUCUCUGUCAUCAUGGGGAAGAUUCUAGAAGUGUCCACAGCCAUAGAGAAACAAUUACAUCCAUAGUUUAGUUUACUAACUGUAAGUCGCUCUGGAUA